AUGGAGGAAGAAUACGAUUACGAAUCUCUUGGUCAAAGCUCCACUAUGGCACAAAACGCAACGGCAGGCGCCUUGGCAGGUAUUGCGGAGCACUGCCUCAUGUAUCCCGUUGACAGUAUCAAGACAAGAAAGCAGGUUCUUCGACCAGCCGUAGUGAUGGCCAAUGGUGCAGUUGCACAAGUAGCGUCACGUUCAGCAGCACACUUGGCAGCCAACAAAGGCUCACUUUGGCGAGGUGUAAACUCGGUAGUUAUGGGAGCAGGACCAGCUCAUGCUCUUCAUUUUGCUACUUAUGAAGUGUGCAAGGAAGCGUUCAGUGCCAACGAUGGUCGCCACCACUUUUUGGCGCCUGCUGCCGCUGGUGCGUGUGCUACCUUGGCACACGAUGUGAUGAUGAAUCCUUUUGAUGUUAUCAAACAGCGUAUGCAGCUGCGUGAAACAUCCUAUCGCACUGUUGGUGAAUGUGCUCGCCGGGUGUAUGCAACCGAAGGUGUUACGGCAUUCUACAUCUCAUUACCCACAACCCUGGUCAUGUCUAUACCUUUCCAGUCCAUCCAAUUUGCCACCUAUGAAUAUUUCCGAAGCGCGUUCAACCCAUCCGGUGUAUACGAUCCCAAAACUCAUAUGGUUGCUGGUGGACUUGCCGGAGCGAUUGCUUCAUCCAUUACAUGUCCACUUGACGUGGUCAAAACUUUACUUCAAACUCGAGGUCAGUCCGUUGAUCCACGCAUCCGAAACGCAGCUGGUCUCUGGGAUGCUGCCGCUAUCAUUCAUGAACGUCAUGGCUACCGAGGCUUCUUUAGAGGAUUUAAGCCUCGUGUGCUCACUCACAUGCCAAGUGCCGCUAUUAGCUGGAGCGUUUACGAGUACUUCAAGUGGUUUCUUUGGAAAAAGGACAACCAGCAACGACAACUCAUGAGCCUGUAA
This is a messenger RNA of Umbelopsis ramanniana AG, 927 nucleotides long. RefSeq lists its product as uncharacterized. Lineage: Eukaryota; Fungi; Mucoromycota; Umbelopsidomycetes; Umbelopsidales; Umbelopsidaceae. Gene Ontology annotation, molecular function: ferrous iron transmembrane transporter activity. Gene Ontology annotation, cellular component: mitochondrial membrane. The coding region runs from base 1 to 927 and encodes 308 amino acids. The transcript is spliced from 3 exons. The record is from RefSeq and is a predicted model, not a curated record. Gene Ontology annotation, biological process: iron import into the mitochondrion.